Molecule: messenger RNA, 6433 nt
Organism: Neofelis nebulosa (Clouded leopard)
Lineage: Eukaryota; Metazoa; Chordata; Mammalia; Carnivora; Felidae
Product: schlafen family member 5-like
Exons: 8
Coding region: 1112-3778 (888 amino acids)
Source: RefSeq, a predicted model, not a curated record
CCUCCUCACUACCCUAGGACAGAGCUCGAGGCUGGUCGGGGCUAGCCGAGCUGGAAUCCUGGGGCUGCAGGCCUUUCGAGGAAACACCUGCGGAGCGCGCCGCCAGAGCCUGGGAGGUCUGCGCCCGUCUCCCGAGCUCCCCUGCGCUCCUUUCCCGCUCGGGAGCUUUUGCCCUGCAGUCGGUAGCAACUUCCAACGACAGGCGCACAGGGAGAGAUCAGGGAGCCGGGAGGCUGGGAACGCCGAGCGAACAGGGGAGGAGCGGGAGGCGCGCAGCGUCACAGCCUAGCUCUUACCACGCUGAGCUUGGUAAAAUUUCCCACUGUUCAGGAGCACGAAGAACUUUAGAGGUAAGAACCACAUCAGUUACCGGGGCUCCUGAAAGUGAAGCCAGCGAGGUUGUGGCCCGGGGACAAGAUAGGGUCAGUGUUCAUUGUAUUACAAGAAGCUGCGUUCCCAGGAUGCCUGUAAGCCCCUGGCUUGCAAGGUCAGUCUUCAAACAGUAACGGCGUGGGGGCAGGGUAGGAGGACUCCCAGGGCAGUCCACAAAGCCCCGUAUCCCCCAACAAGUGGCUAAAAGAACUCCCGUGGAUUCUGUCCAGAGAGGCUAAGCUGCGGUGAAUGACUCCAUUCCCCGUUUGUACAUGACUGUCAUAGGAUGCAGAAGGGACUCCUUGCAUUGGAGUGCCUAAGAGAGGGGGAUGCCUAACGGUGUCCCCCCGCCCACUGAUGGCAGGUCUCACAGCGAAGCCUCUACAAGGAGAUGGCGGUUCUGGCUAAUGUUGGCGAGGCUAUGGCUGCCUUGAAAAAGGAAAGAGAAAAUGGUUCCUCUUCAGUCUGCAGGGGGCAGAGGCAGGUGUAGGUGGAAUCUAAGUGAUCAGCAGGACGCGCGGUGAGCCCAGCGUCCUCCUACGCCGCCAUCUUCCCAGGAUCUACCACAGGACUUUCAUCCAUUUUUAAUUUAUUUUUGUUUAUGGUGUAAGAAGUUUCAUUCUACUGCAUGCUGCCAUCCAAUUUUCCCAGCACCAUUUGUUGAAGAGAUUGUCUUUUUUUUCCAUUGGAUAUUCUUUCUGCUUUCUCGAAGGGUAGGAAAAGGACCUGUGCUGAGAAGAUGAGUCUCAAGGUUGAUUUGGAAACAAACUUUGCUGAAUGUGUCUUAAAUGCAGGAAAGAUCAUCCUUGGGGAUACACAAAGGAAAGAAAUGAAUCCUGAAUUGCGGAAAAAACAGAGGAAAAACAUCUUGAAAGCAAUAUGUGCUCUGCUGAAUUCUGGUGGCGGAGUGGUCAAAGCUGAGAUUGAGAACAAAGACUACAAUUAUGAAAUCCAUGGAGUAGGCCUGACGAUGCCUUCAAUUUUUAAAGGCUAUUUAGAUGAGAUGCAGCAGGGAGAACUCUUUUUGAUUUUUGUGAGAUCCUGGAACGCAGAUGCCUCUGGUGUACGAAUUGCUACCUUGUGCUCCAAUUUGUGCUAUAGAUACAGAGCAUCUACUGAUGUCAUGGAUUCUAAGGAAGCAUUGGCAUUCCUCAAAGGGAAAACUCAGACUCUUAGGAAUACUGAUUCCAGUUCAUUAAGUCCACACAAAGUUCAGGUUGGUGUGCGAAACGAGUAUAACAUAAGGGCCUCAGCUGCUGCUGUAUUCGCUAGAACUCAGCUUCAGUACCUAGAAAAGCUCAACUUUACUAAUUCCCUCCACGUUGAAUUUAAAAUGUUCUCAACAGAGGAGUCACAGUGCUUUCACCAGAGUCUCCCUAGUUGUGUUUCUGCAUUUGCAAACACUGAAGGAGGGUAUAUAUUUUUUGGUGUGCAUGAUGAGACCCAUGAAGUCAUUGGAUGUGAAAAGGAGAAAAUAGAUCUUGACAUGUUGAAGGCUUGUAUUGAUUCCUGUAUUAGGAAUCUCCCUGUCCAUCAUUUCUGUACACAGAAGCAUGAGAUAAAAUAUGCUGUCAAAUUCCUUGAAGUACACAAUCAGGGGACCCUUCAUGGAUAUGUCUGUGCAGUCAAGGUGGAACAAUUUUGCUGUGCAGUGUUUUCCAAGAUGCCCAGUUCCUGGCAGGUGAAGGACAAUUGUGUGAAACAGCUGGACGCGAAGCAAUGGAUAGCUUGGAUGAUGGAAGCCGACCCAGAUCUUUCCAGAUUUUCUGAGAUGGUCCUUGCAUUGAGUUUGUCAUCCACUACACCCCGCAGCAGGACUGUGUGCACUCAUAAGAAUUUUGAAUGUCUGGAAGCACAGCAAAAACGUUACUUUCCAGUAUUACCAGACAGAAUGGUGUAUACACCAGAAAGCAUCUACAAGGAGCUGUUCUCAACACAUAAAGGACUCAAAAACUUAAUAAAUAAGGAAAUGCGCUCUUUCUCUCAAGGAAUAUUGAUAUUCUCUCGAAGCUGGGCUGUGGACGUGGGUCUGCAAGAGAAGCAGGGAGUCAUCUGUGAUGCUCUUCUGCUUUCCCAGAACAACACCCCACGCCUCUACACUAUCCUCAGUGAGUGGGACCCAAGCUGGAAGGGCUACUCUAGGACAGUCGCCCGCGUCUUAAAACAGACGCUGGUGAACACAGGUGGCUACACUGGGAAAUUGUGUGUCACUCCCUUGACCUUCCUACUGAAUCCUGAUAAUACAGCAACGACUCUUCAUGAUUUGGAUUUGCAAAUUUACCCCAACUCCUAUAACCUUAGGACCACCCAGCACAUGGAAGCUCUGUUACAGUCCCUUGUGAUAGUCUUGCUCGGAUUCCGAUCUUUCUUAAGUGAAGAGCUGGGCUCUGAGGUUUUCAGCCUCCUCACAGAUAAACAGUAUGAGUUGCUUUCAAAGAACAUUCGCAUGACUAAAGAGCUGUUUGUUCAUGGCUUACCUGGAUCAGGGAAGACCAUCCUGGCUCUUAGGAUAAUGGAGAAGAUCAGGAAUGUGUUUCACUGUCAACCAGAUGAUAUUCUUUACAUCUGUGAAAAUCAGCCUCUGAAGAAUUUUGUGAGCCAGAGACAUGUCUGCCAGGCAGUGACCCGGAAAACCUUCAUGAAAAAUGACUUCCAAAAGAUUAAGCACAUCAUCAUCGAUGAAGCUCAGAAUUUUCGCACUGAGGAUGGAGACUGGUAUGAGAAGGCAAAAGCCAUCACUCAGAGAAAAAAGGAUUGCCCAGGAAUUCUCUGGAUCUUUCUAGACUACUUUCAGACUACCCACUUGAGCUGCAGUGGCCUCCCUGCUCUCACAGCCCAGUAUCCAAGAGAAGAGCUCACCAGAGUGAUCCGUAAUGCAGAUCCAAUAGCCAAAUACCUACAAGAAGUAAUGCAGGAGGUCAGAGAAAAUCCUCCAUGUAACAUCCCGCCUGCGUCCCUGGAGAUGGUUCAUAAAGCUGAAUGGGCUCAGGGUAUUCCGGGCUACGUGGAGAUUAUGGAGUACUUGGACAUGGAAGAUAUGGUGUUCCAAGUAGCAAAGAAAUGCCACUUUCUCUUUAGGAAUGGUUAUUCUCCCAAGGACAUUGCCGUGCUUUUCAGCAAAGCAAGUGAAGUGGAAAUAUAUAAAGAUAAGCUUCUAAGAGCAAUGAGGAAAAGAAAUACAUCUCAGCUCGAUGGGGAAUCUGAUCUUUUAGUACAGAUCCAAGAUGCAUCGGAUAUCAUGGCCAAUCACAUUGUGUUGGACAGUGUCCGUCGAUUUUCAGGCCUGGAAAGAAACAUCGUGUUUGGGUUCAACCUAACAGCUGAGCCAGAUAUUUUCCAUAAUCUUCUGCUCUGUCUGGCUUCCAGGGCAAAGAAACAUCUCUAUAUUCUGAAGGUUCCUAUUUGACAGGAAGAUCCCAGGCUAAGAAACAAUUAGGUAGCUCUCAUCUCUAGUUAACCAUGAAACUAUUUGAUCUAAACAUUGAAUUAUCGAGUAUUUUAUGAGCCCUCACUCUGAGCCAUGUACUCUGCUAGGUGCUGGGGAUCAGGGGUAGGGUAUCAAACUAGGCAGACAAGAUUUCUUCUUUAGGGCAGAGGUAAAUCACAGACAAGUAAACAAAUACAAGUACAAGACAUUUCAGAUAGGGGCACCUGGUUGGCUCAGUCAGUUAAGCCUCCAACUGUUGAUUUUGGCUCAGGUCAUGUUGUCAUGGUUUGUGAGAUGGAGCCCUCCUGUCAGGCUCCAUGAUGACAGCACAGAGCCUGCUUGGGAUUCUCUCUCUCCCUCUCUCUGCCCCUACCUCAUGUUCACUCUCCCCCACUCCUCUCUUUCAAAAUAAAUAAAUAAAUAUAAAAAAAGAAAUUUCAGAUAGUAAUUAGGGUCAUCAGAAUAGUAAUUAGAGGGCCCUGAGAUGCAGACAUUGUGUGUGUGUGUGUGUGUGUGUGUGUGUGUGUGUGAACACAUAGGCAGGUAUAGAGGGAAGAGCUGGUUAUUCAUGGUGGCUGAGGAAGCACUCAAUGAGGGAAGGAGUCACAGGAAUAUCUUUGAGCCAUAUGUGCCAGGCAGACUCAGAUAUUGUGACUUUUAAAAAAAUAUUUUCACUAUUUUCAAUACAGCAAUGGUGCAGAAAUGCUUGAUAUCAUGUACUGGGAGAGUAUGAAGGACACAGAGAGGUCAUGUGUCUGGCCUUUUAUGGGCCAGGAAUAGUUGUGGAAUAUUUCAAAAUAUAAGAUCAGAAAGUACAAACUGCAAUUUUUUAGAAACCACAUUACAUGAUUCUUUUCCAUUAAGUUUUUUUUAAUGUUUAUUUAUUUUUGAGAGAGAGAGAGAGAGAGAGAGCACAGGCUAAGGGCAGAGAGAGAGAGCGACACACAGCAUCUGAAGCAGGAUCCAGGGUCUGAACUGCCAGCACAGAACCCGAUGCAGGGCUUGAACUAGUGAACUGUGAGAUUGUGACCUGAGCUGAGGUCCACUGCUUAACCGGCUGAGCCAACCAGGCGUCCCUAUGCCUUUCCAUUUUUAUUCUGUUAGUGAUGGUAGUAAUUCUGAUCACUAUCUUUGAAAACAUUUUGUGUGCCUUUUGGUUAUUUGGGAUCUUGGCUCCUUAGCUCUGCUUUAAUAUUAUUCCCAUGGAGAAAAUAGGUUACUGCAUGAACCUAUUCCCCAGGGAGACACAAUUCCCCAGGGAGACAGGUUGCAUUUUAUUUCUUAAUUUUAAAAUAAAAGGGCCUUAAGAAGAUGAAUGUACUGGACUUAAAAGGUCCAUUUUGCUUUUAAUUUAAUCUAAUAGCCAAUGAAAUUAUAAAGUAAAUAUACAAUAUUUUUAUUCUGCAGAAUCUUGAGGAUUUCAGCUAGUUUCUCAAAGGCUAUUGCUAUAGAAGAAUUUAGGAAGUCUUUAAAUUCAAUGAAACAAGCCUUGAAAGACAAAGUGAGGAAGCAGCCAAAAGAGACAAAGAGGGAUCUUGCUAAGGACACAGAUUGUGAAACAAUACAGAAUAAAAAAUAAAUUAGAAGCAACAAGAAAUUGAAAACCCUGUUCCUGACAUAGAGGAAGUCUUGAGAUAAUCACACAAAUGGAGAGAAAUUAGACAAAUAUUACUGUAGUUAUCAAGAAGAUCUAUCUAGAGUGUGAGGAUCCAGUAAGAAUGGAUGUGGAGUAGAAAAAUCAAUAAGUGGAACAAUAAAAAUGUUCUAAGAUAUAAUAUGGGAAAAUUAUAAAAUAUAUCUUCAGAUUGAAAGAUUUCUUAACAAUCACAGCAGACAAAUCCAAUUGUCUGAUCCUUCUGGCUUCUGAUUUCUCUGGAGCAAUAUUCAAAGCAACAAGACAAUGGGCAUGCUGUAUUUCAAUUACAUUUGAUCUCUUUUAUUGGCUUAUUGGUUCUCUUUGUAUUGUUAUUUUAGUGGUAGCUUUAGGGUUUACAGUAUGUAUCUUUAACUUAUCACAGUCUUCUUUCAAGUGAUAUGAUACCAUUUCAUAUGAUGUAUCAGAACUUUACAACACUAUCCUUCCAUUUCUCUCCAGGUUUUGUGCUUUGUCCAGAUACAUUGUACUUCUAUAAAAACCAUAAUAUGUUGAUGUUAUUUUGCCUUAAACAGCCACUUGUCCUUUAAAGAAGUUUAAAUAAUAUGAAAAAAAAUUCCUUAUCCUUACCCAUGCCGUUACCAUUCCCGGUGGUGUUCAUUCCUUUGUGUCUUGCAUCAUAUUCCUUCUGCUCAAAGGAAUUUCUUUAACAUUUUUAUAGUGUAGGUGAGUUAUUGAUAAAUUUGUUCAAAUUGUGUGCGCAUGGAAAAAGUACUUUACCUCUGCUUUUGAAACAUAGCUUUGUUGGAUAGAGGCCUAGGUUGGUAGUUUUGUCUUUCAGUAACUUACAUAUAUUCCUUCAUUGUCUUUCAUCUUACAUCAUUUCCAAAAAUACGCUGUAAUCUGCAUCUUUGUUCCUCUGUACACAAUGUGGUAUUUUCUCUGACUUCUCUUAAGAUUUUCUCUUUAGUCUUGGUUUAAGCAAUUUAAUUAUAAUAAUGUUUGGUAGUUAAUAAAUUUCUUGGUGAAGGAGACAAAAU